AUGAGCUCAGCCAUUCCUUCUCACCAGAUGGCUCAGGCCCCCACGCCUUAUAUCCCAUCAAGGGAUUCCAUGGACCGCCACGAUUAUGGCAUCACAAAGAACCGCAAGGCUUCAUCGACUGGCGGUGGACGUGCUUGGAGUGACGAGGAGGAGUCAUAUCUCAUCCAGACUCGACUCCAAAAGAUGCCUUACAAGUACAUUGCUGCCCACCUCAAGAAGACAGAGCUGGCAUGCCGUCUUCAUUACCACCAGCUUUCUCAUGGCAGCAACAGACGCAACAAGCGUGCUGCCUCUGUCUCAUCGGGUGCCUCGAUGGAAAUCUCUCAGACUCACAACGUGAACAUCCCAAGCCCAGCACGCGAGACUGUCUCUCGCUCCGCCUCGCCCGGUGGAAGCAUGCGAAGCUACAGCCCUCCUCCCUACAACACCAGCAACAACUCUAGCCACAUCCAACUCCCCAGCAUUGUUGGCCCCAGUGAGGUGCCCAGAUUACCAUCAAUCCUCCCCAAGCCUACUGGCAUGCCGCUCCCUCCUCCUGCUUCCCACCAGUCAUAUAACACGCCCGCUGUCGACGUUCCAGUGCAGAUGCCCCAUGCUUCUUUCCACCGAGCAGCAUCUUAUCCUAGGACAACGCCUCCUCUGCGCCUUGAUUGUUCAGUUGCUCCCACACCUGCAGUUGUGCCUUCGCCUCCCGCUCACAACGCCUCGCAUGUCGAUCUUUCCCGCCUUCACUCCAUCUACUCUUCCCACCGCUCCUCAUUCUGGUCCACCAUCGCCAACGAGUAUGGACCGUCGGCGUCUCCCAGUGUCCUGGAGCAGGCUUGGAAGACUGGCACUUGCUGCAGCCCCUCGUCUCUGACACCCAUCACUCCCACUUCCAGCCCAGGGCAGGCCGAGAAGGACGCACAGAACCAGACCUAUCAAAAGGGACAUGACAAGACACGGAUCUCAUCAAUCCUCGGCAUUGAUGCUGACCCUCGCACCGCUCGCGAUCGGGAUAUUGUGAGACGGCUGGAAGAGGAGCGUUUCGGUAUGAUGCAGACCGCUCACUGA
Molecule: messenger RNA, 1053 nt
Organism: Fusarium poae
Lineage: Eukaryota; Fungi; Ascomycota; Sordariomycetes; Hypocreales; Nectriaceae
Exons: 2
Coding region: 1-1053 (350 amino acids)
Source: RefSeq, a predicted model, not a curated record